AUGUCGUCCUCUGCAGCCCCAAGCAUUCCCCACCGAUCCAUCGCGAACAUUCGUACCGAGACUGGCCCGAGCAUUGGCGGUCCUGCAAGUCCGCAUACGCCUUCACGUACCAUCUCGUCAACAUUUGGCUCCCCUUCUAGUCUACGCGCUGAGGAUGAUAAUAUCGUCAUAGAGCUGGGUUCCCGCUUCAUCAAGCUUGGAUUCGCUGGGGAAUCUUCACCUAAGGCAGUCCUGUCAUUUGGGCCCGAGAAACUUCGCCGUGUUGGCGACUUUCGCACUUGGGACCCUGAACACAAGAACGACUGGAGACGUCGUCCAACUGGCAAGACUUGGGGAGUUGAACAUGAGCUCUGGCAGUUCGACGUGCGAACUGUGGAUUUGGGCCUAGUGGAAGACAAGAUAGACCGGGCUAUUCGAGAGGCACUGAACAAGUUCCUGCUCAUCGACUCGCGACCCCGACGUACUUCUCUGGUCCUUUCCUCUUCCACUCCUCUCCCGUUACUUUCCACUGCGCUGGACGUUCUCUUCCACCGUUUCCAGGCACCUACUGUGUCUCUCAUGUCAUCAGCGGUUAUGUCCACCGUCGGAGCGGGCACUCGGUCGGCAGUGGUUGUGGAUCUUGGCUGGGCCGAAACAGCUGUGACAAGUGUGUACGAAUAUCGGGAAGCUCGCACAUCAAGAACAGUUCGUGGGGGGAAAAUGCUGGUCAGUGAGACUCAUAACCUCUUGCAGGACGCUCUCUCGGCAACACCAGUACAUGCGCAGAGGACACUUCGCGAAAGAGACCAAGGUCAACAUUCUCUGAGUUUCGAGGAGUGCGAGGAGGUUGCCUGCCGCCUUGUCUGGUGUCGUCAACUUGCCCAGAGUGAGCUUCCCGGUCUCGGAAAGCGACAGCAGACCACACCCGGAGAUGUCCUGCCCACGGUUGAGGAACAGGAUGAGUCCGCUCCACCCUCCCCCGUUGCCCGAGACGAGUCAAAAGGAAACAUUGACAUUCUGCUUCAAUCUGUAGAACCGCCCGAAAACCUAACUUUGUCUUUGCAGCAACUGUCUGAGCCGUGUGAGAAUACGUAUUUUGCGCCUAAAUACUCGCGCAGUAGCUUCGAUGACGACGAGCUUCCCGUGCAUCACCUCCUCUACCAACACCUUGUUCAGCUGCCAAUUGAUACACGGGCGAUUUGCAUGUCCCGCAUUAUCUUUAUCGGCGGUUGCUCCAGAGUCGUCGGCCUAAGACGCAGAAUAUUCGAUGAGCUGUCAAAACUGGUACACGAACGAGGGUGGAAUCCCGUCCAAGGGCGCGCACCGCAACAAUACAAGUCCAACACGAUGCUUAAGAGGACCAACAGUGGACCAGCAUCUGAUGGUCCGACAGAGGAGAAGCCGGUUGCCAAGGGGACGGUGGAGCGAAAUGUCGCAGAUGACGAAGCUUUUUACGCGGCAGAUGCCAUUGGCGAGUCUCUGAGGAAGCGCGAGCGCCAUCAUGCAAAGGUCCAGGGUGUCUUGCGGUCUUUAGGAUCGCUUGGUCCUUGGGGAGGGGCUAGUCUGGCCUGCCAGCUGAAGGUCGCAGCCAUGGCAAACAUCGACCGUGACACAUGGCUUCAACAGGGAGCCAACGGGGCUUCGCGGCCCAGCGAAGUGGACGUCAAGUCCCAACAGCGUCAGAGUAUGGGCCCUGGUGGUUUGAUGCGAGGAGCUUCGGGGCAAGCUGCUUGGACUUUGGGAGCAUGGGGGGCAUACUAG
This is a messenger RNA of Colletotrichum graminicola M1.001, 1740 nucleotides long. RefSeq lists its product as uncharacterized. The record is from RefSeq and is a predicted model, not a curated record. Gene Ontology annotation, biological process: microtubule-based movement. The coding region runs from base 1 to 1740 and encodes 579 amino acids. Lineage: Eukaryota; Fungi; Ascomycota; Sordariomycetes; Glomerellales; Glomerellaceae. The transcript is spliced from 2 exons.